Messenger RNA from Pyricularia pennisetigena, 1827 nucleotides. RefSeq lists its product as uncharacterized. The transcript is spliced from 7 exons. Lineage: Eukaryota; Fungi; Ascomycota; Sordariomycetes; Magnaporthales; Pyriculariaceae. Gene Ontology annotation, molecular function: oxidoreductase activity; copper ion binding. Bases 1 to 1827 code for a protein of 608 amino acids. The record is from RefSeq and is a predicted model, not a curated record.
AUGAAGGUCACCAGCUUCUUCAAGGGACUGGGGAUGUUUGUCGGCCUGGCGGCCGCGGCUCCCCAUUCUUCCAACUCGGAUCAGAGCCUCGGACUGUUCCCUCGUGAGCCCGGCGUCUCGCCGGCUUUUGACCUGUCCAAGCGCCAGUCCUGCCACACUCCCACUAACAGGGCCUGCUGGUCGCCUGGAUUUGACAUCAACACCGACUAUGAGGACAAGAUCCCCGACACUGGGGUUACGCGCCAGUACACUUUGACCCUCACGGAGGAGUGGAACUGGCUGGGACCUGAUGGUCAGCGCAAGGAAGUGGCUAUGCUCAUCAACGGCGGCUACCCCGGCCCCACCAUCCGUGCCUCCUGGGGCGACUGGAUUGAGGUUACCGUCGUGAACAACCUCCAGAUCAACGGCGACGACUCUAGGACUUCUUUCCACUGGCAUGGAAUUCGCAUGCUGAACAACUGUGUCAACGACGGCGCCAACGGAAUCACCGAAUGCCCCAUCGCCCCCAACAAGUCCCGCAAGUACCGAUUCCGUGCCCAGCAGUAUGGCACCUCUUGGUACCACUCUCACUUCUCCGGGCAGUACGCCAACGGUGUCGUGGGCCACAUUUUGAUUGACGGCCCUGCUUCUACGCCGUACGAGGAGGAUCUUGGUAUUCUUAGCAUCACCGACUGGUACUACAAGGGGGCCGACCGCAUCCAGUACGAGCUGAUCCCAUCACCUGGCAGGGCUCCUCCCAGCGACAACGUCCUGUUCAACGGCAAGGGCAUCAGCCCUCCCGGACGUCCCGCUGGCGGCAGCUACCAGCGCACGGUGCUGAAGCCUGGCAGACGGCACCGCCUUCGCAUCGUCAACCCGUCGGUCGACAACGUCUUCAAGGUCCGGCUUGUCGACCACCCGUUCACCGUGAUUCAGACCGACUUUGUGCCCGUGCAGGCCUUCACGACCAACGAGCUCCUGGUCGGCAUCGGCCAGAGGUACGACGUGACCAUCGAGGCAAAUCAGUCGGCCGGCAACUACUGGUUCAACGUCUCGGUCGCCUGCGGCGGCGCCACCAACGCCAUCGCCCCGGCCUCCAUCUUCCAGUACGAGGGGGCUUCUUCGACGGCGCUGCCCACCAAGCCCGGCCCGGCCCUCGACACCACGUGCCUGGACAUCAUCAACUUCUCGCCCGUCGUGCGCAAGGACUUCCCCGAGGCCGUCUUCCGCGCCAGCUCCGACAACACCCUCAACACGGCCGUCACCACCAAGAACUGGGAAGGCGUCCAGCGCGUCUACUGGACCGUCAACAACGUCGACAUGAACAUCACCUGGGACGAGCCGACGCUCGAGUACGUGGCCAAGGGCAACACCAACAUCCCGCAGCGCUACAAUCUUUUCCGCGUGCCCCGCGGCAACGAGUGGAGCGUUUGGAUCAUCAACAACCCGAUCCCGGCGCCGCACCCCAUGCACCUGCACGGGCACGACUUCUACGUCCUGGGCCGGUCCGCCAACAUGGCGUCGCCCACGGCCUUCGACGCCGCCCGCGACACGGCCAGCCUGACGUGGACCAACCCGACGCGCCGCGACGUGACCAUGCUUCCCGGCAACGGCUGGCUGGCCGUGGCGUUCCGCACCGACAACCCCGGCGCGUGGCUGUUCCACUGCCACAUCGCGUGGCACGUCGCGCAGGGCCUGAGCGUCCAGUUCCUCGAGCGCGUCGACGAGAUCCCCGCCACCGUCAACCUGGCCGAGCUCGAGCCCACCUGCAGGGACUGGACCGCCUACUACGAGAGCAGCCCCAACAAGCAGCACGACUCUGGUCUGAGGACCGGCGGUGGCAACUAG